AGUAACUCAUAACUCUGUUGACCUUGACUCUUGUGGUCCGCGCUCCGGUCCAGCACAAAGCUGAAGCGGGUAUUUAACAUCAGCAGGACCACCGAGCGGCUCCGAGUCUCUGUCCUGAACCCUCAUAAUGCAUGGGGGCAAGAGAGGACUGGUGGCUCCGCAGAACACUUUUCUGGAAAAUAUAGUCCGGCGCUCCAGCGAAACCAGUUUCCUGUUGGGAAAUGCACAGAUCUUGGAGUGGCCGGUCGUUUACAGCAACGAUGGAUUCUGCAAACUGUCUGGAUACCACAGAGCUGAAGUUAUGCACAGGAGCAGUUCGUGCAAUUUCAUGUAUGGUGACCUGACUGAUAAGAAGACAAUAGAAAAAAUCAGACAGACCUUUGAAAACUAUGAGUCCAAUUUCUAUGAGGUGCUGCUCUACACAAAGAACAGAACACCGAUAUGGCUCUACAUGCAGGUAGCUCCAAUCAGAAAUGAGAACAACAAGGUGGUGCUUUUCCUCUGUACCUUCAGAGACAUUACCCUCUUCAAACAGCCGAUUGAAGAUGAAGCAACUAAAGGAUGGCCGAAGUUUGCCAGACUGACAAGGGCAUUGACCAACAAUCGCAACCUGGUGCAGCAGAUAGCACCGCUGAGCAAGACUGAGGUCAGCCAUAAGCCCUCCAGACUGGCUGAGGCUCUCCAGCUGGGAUCAGACAUCCUCCCUCAGUACAAACAGGAGGCCCCCAAGACCCCUCCACACAUCAUCCUCCACUACUGCACCUUCAAGACCACCUGGGACUGGGUCAUCCUCAUCCUCACCUUCUACACCGCCAUCAUGGUGCCCUACAACGUCUCCUUUAAGACAAAGCAGAACAAUUUGGCCUGGCUGGUGCUGGACAGUGUUGUAGACGUCAUCUUUCUGGUCGACAUUGUGCUCAACUUUCACACUACCUUUGUGGGUCCUGCUGGAGAGGUCAUUUCAGACGCCAAGCUCAUACGAAUGAAUUACCUGAAGACGUGGUUCGUCAUCGACCUGCUGUCCUGUCUGCCCUAUGACAUCAUCAACGCCUUUGAACAUGUAGACGAGGAUGUCAUCACAUCUGCUUCUCGAGCGAGUCAUCUCCGUGACUCUUCAGUUUUCCACAGGAAUACCACACGAACAGAAGACUCUGUACUCCCAGGUCUCAGCAGCUUGUUCAGCUCCCUGAAGGUCAUUCGUCUGCUGCGACUGGGCCGAGUAGCCCGGAAGUUGGACCACUACCUGGAGUACGGAGCAGCUGUUCUGGUUCUGCUGGUGUGUGUCUUUGGUCUGGUGGCCCACUGGCUGGCCUGCAUCUGGUACAGCAUCGGGGACUAUGAGGUCAUCGACGAGACCACCAACACCAUUAAGACUGACAGUUGGCUCUACCAGUUGGCGCUGAGCAUUGGAACACCUUACCGCUAUAACGCCAGUGGUACAGGAAAGUGGGAGGGAGGUCCCAACAAGGACACGCUGUACAUUUCUUCUCUCUACUUCACCAUGACAAGUCUCACCACCAUCGGAUUUGGAAACAUCGCUCCGGCUACAGAUGGCGAGAAGAUUUUCUCCGUGGCUAUGAUGAUGGUGGGCUCGCUGCUUUAUGCAACCAUCUUUGGAAAUGUUACCACCAUCUUCCAGCAGAUGUACACCAAUACAAACCGCUACCACGAGAUGCUCAACAACGUGCGCGACUUCCUGAAGCUCUAUCAGGUUCCUAAAGGUCUAAGUGAAAGGGUCAUGGACUUUAUCGUCUCCACCUGGGCCAUGUCUAAGGGCAUUGACACAGAUAAGGUUCUCUCAAUUUGUCCUAAAGACAUGCGGGCAGACAUCUGCGUCCACCUCAACAGGCAGGUGUUCAACGACCACCCGGCGUUUCGUCUGGCCAGCGACGGCUGCCUGCGCUCUCUAGCUGUGGAGUUUCAGACCACACACUGUGCACCUGGAGACCUCAUCUUUCAUAUUGGAGAGAGUGUCGACACCCUCUGCUUUGUAGUCUCCGGUUCGCUAGAAGUCAUCCAGGAUGAUGAGGUCAUAGCAAUACUAGGUAAAGGUGAUGUGUUUGGAGACGUGUUCUGGAAAGAGACCACGAUGGCCCGCGCCUGUGCAAAUGUCCGAGCUUUGACUUACUGCGAUCUGCACGUCAUCAGGAGAGACGCUCUCAUGAGGGUGCUGGAGUUUUACACCGCAUUUGCCAACACGUUCUCCCGCAACCUCAUCCUCACCUGCAAUCUACGAAAAAGGAUAAUCUUCAGAAAGAUUGCUGAUGUGAAGCGGGAGCAGGAGCACCAGAGGAACCAGGUGGCUCUCUCCAUCCCUGAUGACCACCCGGUCCGCAAACUCUUCCAGAGGUUCAGGCAGCAGAGAGAUUCUCAAAUACCGGGAGAGUCUAACUCUUACUUUGAUCAUAACUGUGUGCAGGUGGAGCCGCAGCACCACCAUCGCACGGACCCAAACUCUUACACGCAGUGUCCGUCUGCGUCUCCUCAGCAGCAGGAGUACAGCUCCAUGGUGCAGAAUAAUGCACCCUGCACAGCAGGGGGGAAUGCAGGCAACGGCUGCGAGGUGGCUGCACCUUCGAAAACGCUGGUCCACACUGAGACGUCGGAGCGAUGCAGCACACAAGAGGCUGGGGAGGCCAUAGCGAGGCUCUGUGCUGAGAGCCAGCUGUGUCAGAAGGUCAACAGCCCUGCACGGAGCAGCAGCACAGGUGGAGAAGCAGCUGGAGGUGGUGUCACUGGCAGCAGAGGUGCUCGAGGCUGGGCAAAGUUUAGAAACGCUGCUUCAGCUGCUCCAACUGCUCCACCUGCUCCACCUGCUCCACCUGCUCCACCGCCUCCUGCUGCCGAGCCAGAAAAGAAGCCACCAAAAGCAAAAGAGUGGCCAAAAGGAUCCCAGUCCUCCGAACAGUUAGCAGCCGCCAACAAGAACCAGGACAUGGAGGAAGGUGGAGAGAUACGGAGCACAGAGGGGGGCAACAGUGCAGGAGAGGCAGGUGAAGAGAUAAGCGCCCUGCACAAAACUGACUCCUGUGACAGUGGCAUCACAAAGAGUGAUCUACGCAUCGACCGAGCCGGAGAUUCAAGAAGCUCCUUUGAAAGAAGUCCGCUGGAAAAGAGCCCGAUGGAGAGAAACCCAUUUGAGCACAGUCUCGGGGUCGAGUCCCUCAAACACUCUUUUGUUCAGCCGGUGUCUGAGCAGGCGCUGCUUCAAGCCACCCUGCAGGAGGCCAAGCUGGAGCUGAAGGGAGACAUUCAGAAACUGAGCGGCCGCCUGUCGGUGCUCGAGUCUCAGGUGAGCGAAAUCCUCCGGCUGCUGUCCAUAAAAAGGAGACUCUCACUACCACCGACUUCUUCCCCGAAGGCCAGAGUGAAAAAUCAAGACUCAGUGACUGCCUGUAUGCCGGUCACACCGAAAGCAGAUGAAGGGCCUUUUUGA
Molecule: messenger RNA, 3436 nt
Organism: Plectropomus leopardus (leopard coralgrouper)
Lineage: Eukaryota; Metazoa; Chordata; Actinopteri; Perciformes; Serranidae
Product: voltage-gated delayed rectifier potassium channel KCNH5-like
Biological process (GO): regulation of membrane potential; potassium ion transmembrane transport
Cellular component (GO): voltage-gated potassium channel complex; plasma membrane
Molecular function (GO): voltage-gated potassium channel activity
Source: RefSeq, a predicted model, not a curated record